AUGUCGGGUAAGGGUCGAGUACUGUUGGAUGGGGGUCAAGUACUGCUGUCUGUAGAGCAAACCUUAAUCGAGUUAGUGACCCGUUUAGUGGAAUUGGACGCGUUUGAGUUGCGUGAUGUACCGACACGAGCGUUAGGUUCACUGAAAGGUUUGGAGCUAUGUUUGCCGAGUAAUGUGUCCUACAAGUUGCCACUCAAGUCGCGCAUGUCUCUGUUUAAUGUGAUGGGCAAUUCGGUACGUAAGUCCUUGGUGCGUGAGUGUUAUCCGAGGUCUCUGAAGAUGUUGACUGAUCGUCUUGCCGAAGUCGAAAGUCUGGGAUCCAGUCUGGGAUCCUCUAAUCGGGAAGAUGUGCUGGAGGUACCCAUCCUCCAAGGGCCGGGUGCCGGAAGCACCAGCUAUGUGUACUACUUAUUCAGCUGUUGUUUCAAAGGACUUAUUACCCAAGGUGGCUUGUUUCCUAGCAGAGUCGAAAAUGGAGCUUGGAUGGUACGCAAAAAAUACGUGGCCUUUGUACCACGAACAGAGAACUAUCGACCGCAGGUCAUCGCGUCUAAACAGGAUUUCUCUAAUGUUGCCACGGUAAAAAACCUUGUUCAUAUCUUCGACAUGAGCGAGACUCCCAACAUGUCCGUCGAUGAGUCACAGGCCAUGCACUGCGCCGGCAGGAUCUACUGUGGCUCCGUCGACCAGAUCCGAGAGUACCUAGGCCCUCAACAGCGCCUUGGUCUUAAGGGAUCGGCCUUCCAAGGAUCGGCCUUCCAAGGAUCCGCCUUCCAAGGAUCCGCCUUCCAAGGAUCGGCCUUCCAAGGAUCGGCCUUCCAAGGAUCGAUGUUUGAAAAUGACGGGGCCCGUAUUGAUACAGAUGCGUACUCUCCGGCUCCUGACGGUGCAUCACCUAAUGUAAUGUAUGGUUUUGCUUUGCCUGGUAGUUGGUCGAGAAAUGACCGAGCGAUUUGCUGUUUGAUUUUGCCAGUGUGGGGAACGGAGGAAUUGAAGAUCUGCAGCUUCUGGUGUCAUGCGAAGUGGGCCCGGAAACAGGCGGAUGCAUUGGUAACCAUAGCUGGAACGUUUGGCUUGGAAUUGAAACGAUGGUUGGCUUCCAAAGAGAAUAUAGUUAGUAGCUUAGAAAUGUCGAGGAAAGCUUGUGAUGAUAUGAAAGCGAUCACGGCGACUAUUCCCACACCCGAGGCGCUCGUCCUGGCUCACCGAGACAUCUUCUUCUCCUACGUGCCAGCACCACUCCCUAAAGGAGCGUUACUCCAAAGACAUGGACUAGGGAUCCGCACACCUACUGAUGACUCAGGCCGACCUGUCUGGACAGACGCCUGUGAAAAACGCUGGGUGUGGAAGUCCAAACAGGCAGAAGAAAUUGGCACGGCCUGGAUUUUACAACACUCCUCUGGCAGCAACAAAGAAAGUGAGAUCAAAAAUGUCGAAGAGCUACUCUACUCUCUACUUGUCGAGGCAGAUAAACCGCCACCGUCCCCCGAGGAACCAGGCAGCACCAACGAAUAUUCACCCCUUCUCUUAAACCAAGGUAUGGAACCAGAUGCUGUGGAACCAGAUGCUGUGAAACCAGAUGCUGUGGAACCAGAUGCUGCGCAGCACGAUGCUGCGCAGCACGAUGCUGUGCAGCACGACGCUGUGCAGCACGACGCUGUGCAGCACGACGCUGCUGUUAACCCUGUAGAACAAGACGGUGCAGGAGAACAAGCGCGUGUAGUAGAACAAGAUGAUGUACUGGAACAAGACGGUGCAGAACAAACGGACCGUCUCAUGCAGACGGACCGUCUCACGCUGACGGGCUUGUUCAGAUUCCCCGUUGUGACGAGCAAGUUAUAG
Molecule: messenger RNA, 1842 nt
Organism: Gregarina niphandrodes
Lineage: Eukaryota; Apicomplexa; Conoidasida; Eugregarinorida; Gregarinidae
Exons: 2
Coding region: 1-1842 (613 amino acids)
Source: RefSeq, a predicted model, not a curated record